GCAUUGGUUAUUAAGUUUGUUAAGUCACUCCGAUCAUGAAGGUCUUCGUCGUUCUCGCCGUAAUCCUGGCCGUGUCCACUGCUGCCCCACAGUUUGGAGGUGGUAGUGCCAACGCCAAUGCCAAUGCUCAAGCUGAAAAUCAAGGUAGCUUCCAAGGUGGUCAAUACGGAGGACCGGGCCAAUUCGAAGGACAAGGAUUUCAAGGAGAAAGAGGACCUGGCGGAUUCCAAAAUGGACCAGGAGGUCCAGGUGGAUUCGGACAAGGAGAACAAGGAGGCGGAUUCGGAGGAGCACCUGGCCGAUUCCAAAACGGACCAGGAGGUCCAUACGAAGGUGGAUUCGGACAAGGAGUAGAAGGUGGAUUCGGACAAGGACGACCGGGACAAGGUGGAUUCCAAGGAGGCAAUUCCGAAGCUAAUGCUAAUGCUGUUGCUAACGCCAACGGAAACGGUUAUGGGGGUGGAAAUGCUAAUGCCAAUGCCAAUGCCAACGCCAGCUCCCGCGGUGGUGGUGACGCUAAUGCCAGUGCUAGUGCUAGUGCUAGCUCUAACGCCUUCCGUAAAUAAGCGGCGAGUACAAUACGAAUUUGUUCACUGAUUAGUUUUUUAAUAUUUAUAAAAAGAAAAACAAAUAAAAAAUUUAAAAAACA
Drosophila rhopaloa is the source of this 649-nucleotide messenger RNA. Its product is annotated as ctenidin-3-like. The record is from RefSeq and is a predicted model, not a curated record. NCBI's taxonomy places the organism in Eukaryota, Metazoa, Arthropoda, Insecta, Diptera, Drosophilidae. The coding region runs from base 36 to 566 and encodes 176 amino acids. The transcript has a single exon.